AUGAUGACCAAGCCGUUUGAGAAGACAGGAGAUGAGAGUGAGCUGGUCAGCGGUCUGGGCUGGCUGGAGGAGGAUCUGAGCUCACAGGAUGGUGAAGGCACUGAGAUCCGAAGCCGCUAUGGGUUGAGCCUGGGGGGUCGGCCUCGCGGCAUGACCGAGCUGGGUAGCGAAGACAUGGACGAGGAAGAGGAGGAAGACGAGGAGGAGGAGAUGGGGCUGGAGGGAGAGAAGUUGCCCAAGCGGAGGGGUCCCAAAAAGAAGAAAAUGACCAAAGCCAGACAGGAGCGCUUCCGCAAUCGCCGGGUGAAGGCCAACGCCCGCGAGCGCUCUCGUAUGCACGGCCUGAACGACGCCCUGGACAACCUGCGGCAGGUCAUGCCCUGCUCCUCCAAGACCCAGAAGCUGUCCAAGAUUGAGACCCUGCGGCUAGCCCGCAACUACAUCUGGGCCCUGUCGGAGGUGCUGGAGAGCGGCCAGUCCCUGGAGAGCCACGGCUUUGUGGAAAUGAUGUGCAAAGGCCUCUCCCAGCCCACCAGUAACCUGGUAGCCGGCUGCCUGCAGAUGGGCCCGGCGCCCAUGAUGCUCAACAAGCUGGAGGACAAGUGCGGCGCCUCGGUGGGGGGUCAAGCUGGCCACCCCCUCAGCUACCCCUCCCCGGGCUUGCCCAGCCCACCCUACGGCUCCAUGGAGGCCUCCCACCUCCUCCACAUGAAAGGCUUCAAAGGGGCUUCCUACGAGAACUCCUCCCCAAACGAGUGCAGCAGCAGUGGCACUCCCCCUUACGAUGGGCCCCUCACGCCCCCCCUCAGCAUCGGUGGAAACUUUGCCCUGAAGCAGGAGCCGUCCCCCCCGGAGUCAGAGAGGGGCUACCACACACACCCUGCUACCCACUACCUCUCUGCACACCACCCCUACCCUCCCACCGCCUCCAUGGGAAGCCUGCCAGCGCCCCAGGCCCACAUCAUGUUCCAAGCCUCGCGUUACGAACUGCCCCUGGACAUGGGCUUUGAGUCCUUUGCUCCAGCCCACUUGGUGGCCUCCCAGAUGGGUAACAUCUAUGGCGAGUAG
Hypomesus transpacificus is the source of this 1068-nucleotide messenger RNA. RefSeq names its product neuronal differentiation 4 (gene neurod4). Gene Ontology annotation, molecular function: protein dimerization activity. The record is from RefSeq and is a predicted model, not a curated record. Lineage: Eukaryota; Metazoa; Chordata; Actinopteri; Osmeriformes; Osmeridae. The coding region runs from base 1 to 1068 and encodes 355 amino acids. The transcript has a single exon.